UCCCUCCAAAGCGUUCCGGGCGGGAACGGGGGCGGCGGCGCGUUCCGGGUGGCGCCGCGUUCCGUUCCGCCUCCCCCCCCCCGCGCUCCCCCCCCCCGGGAGCGGCCUCAGCGGCGGCGGCGACAACGGCGGGAGGGCCCGGGGGCCGCUCCGGGCCGGGCCGCUCCGGGCCAACCCAUGGAGCCUCUCGUAGGUUGAUGCCGAGGAGCCGAGCCGGUGCCGCUGACUCCGCCUGGCCUUGGCUAUGGACAUCGUCCUGUCCGAUUUUGUUCGCUCAACGGGGGCAGAGCCAGGGCUGGCCAGAGACCUCCUUGAAGGCAAGAACUGGGACCUGAGCGCGGCGCUGAGCGACUUCGAGCAGCUGCGGCAGGUGCACGCCGGCAACCUCCCGCCUUCCUUCAACGAGGGCCGCGGCGCCCGCGCCCCCGAGAGGGAGCUGGCCCGGCCAGGGAGACCCCCCCUGCAGCGCCAGGAUGACCUGGUGCAAGAGAAACGCCUGUCCCGAGGCAUCUCCCACGCCAGCUCCACCAUCGUGUCCCUGGCGCGUUCCCACGUCUCCAGCAAUGGCAGCAGCAGCGACCACCUGCUGGAGAUGCCCAUCUGCACCUUCCAGCUGCCCGACCUCACCGUGUACUCCGAGGAUUUCCGCAGCUUCAUCGAGAGGGAUCUCAUCGAGCAGUCCAUGCUGGUGGCACUGGAGCAGGCUGGGCGUCUCAACUGGUGGGUGGCCGUGGAUCCCAGCUGCCAGCGCCUGCUGCCCCUGGCCACCACGGGCGAUGGGAAUUGCCUGCUCCACGCUGCCUCCCUGGGCAUGUGGGGCUUCCACGACAGGGAUCUCAUGCUCAGGAAAUCCCUCUACACCCUGAUGGACAAGGGAGCGGAGCGGGAGGCGCUGAGGCGGAGGUGGCGCUGGCAGCAGACGCAGCAGAACAAGGAGUCUGGCCUGGUUUACACAGAGGAGGAGUGGCAGAAGGAGUGGAACGAGCUGAUCAAGCUGGCGUCCAGCGAGCCCCGCGUGCACUACGGCACCAACGGCGGCGGCUGCGGCGGGGUGGAGGGCUCAGAGGAGCCGGUGUACGAGAGCCUGGAGGAGUUCCACGUCUUCGUCCUGGCCCACGUGCUCAAGAGACCCAUCGUGGUGGUGGCAGACACGAUGCUGAGGGACUCAGGUGGUGAAGCGUUUGCCCCGAUUCCCUUUGGAGGGAUCUAUCUGCCCCUGGAAGUCCCAGCCAACAAAUGCCACCGGUCUCCACUGGUUCUGGCUUACGACCAAGCUCAUUUUUCUGCCCUGGUCUCCAUGGAGCAGAAGGAAAACACAAAAGAUCAAGCUGUGAUCCCCCUGACCGACUCUGAGCACAAGCUGCUCCCCGUGCACUUCGCCGUGGACCCCGGCAAGGAGUGGCAGUGGGGGAAGGACGACAGUGACAAUGUCAAGCUGGCCAGCGUGACGCUGUCCCUGGAGGCCAAGCUGCACCUGCUGCACAGCUACAUGAAUGUCAGAUGGAUCACGUUGCCUUGUGACAUGCAGGCGCCUCUGGCUCAGCCAGAAUCCCCCACGGCCUCGGCGGGCGACGACGCUCGCUCGGCAGCGGAGUCGGGCGAGUCGGACAAGGAGUCGGUGUGCAGCAGCUCUGCCAGCAACGGGGGCACCAGGGCGGGCAAGGACAGGGAGAAACCAAAGAAAGAGAGAAGCAAAUGA
Motacilla alba alba is the source of this 1699-nucleotide messenger RNA. RefSeq names its product OTU deubiquitinase 7B (gene OTUD7B). The transcript has 13 exons. The record is from RefSeq and is a predicted model, not a curated record. Gene Ontology annotation, cellular component: cytoplasm; nucleus. Bases 245 to 1699 code for a protein of 484 amino acids. NCBI's taxonomy places the organism in Eukaryota, Metazoa, Chordata, Aves, Passeriformes, Motacillidae. Gene Ontology annotation, molecular function: K63-linked polyubiquitin modification-dependent protein binding; cysteine-type deubiquitinase activity. Gene Ontology annotation, biological process: protein K11-linked deubiquitination; protein K63-linked deubiquitination; protein K48-linked deubiquitination.